Molecule: messenger RNA, 984 nt
Organism: Hemicordylus capensis (graceful crag lizard)
Lineage: Eukaryota; Metazoa; Chordata; Lepidosauria; Squamata; Cordylidae
Gene: BUD31
Product: BUD31 homolog
Exons: 5
Coding region: 308-742 (144 amino acids)
Biological process (GO): mRNA splicing, via spliceosome
Cellular component (GO): nucleus; spliceosomal complex
Source: RefSeq, a predicted model, not a curated record
UGCCUGAUUAAAAAGGAGAUAACUUCGCUUCGUGGUCACCACGCACCGAUUGUACAUGGAGCUUCUUCUCUCUGGGAGUACUGUAGAAUGAUUUCUCACUCGCGCUCCAUCGUCUUCCAUGGCUGGUUCUGAUCAGGCAUUCGGUAAGAUCACGGCUGCUUAGUCAGGUCCUUUAAGGCGACACGGGCGGGAAGAAGGACCUCUCCUGUGGCGUGACGUCAUAGGGAGCCGACGUUAAUCUCCGAAGAGGCGGAAGCCCGCAGAGAAGAAACAGGUUUUCCCUGCAUCUGUCUUUCUGCCUGAGGAAAUGCCCAAGGUGAAGAGGAGCAGAAAACCUCCUCCUGAUGGUUGGGAAUUGAUUGAACCAACUUUAGAUGAACUGGAUCAAAAAAUGAGAGAAGCUGAGACUGAACCACAUGAGGGGAAGAGGAAAGUAGAGUCGCUCUGGCCUAUCUUCAGAAUUCAUCACCAGAAAACACGUUACAUAUUUGAUCUCUUCUACAAGAGAAAAGCCAUUAGUAGAGAGUUGUAUGAGUACUGCAUCAGAGAAGGCUAUGCAGACAAAAACUUGAUUGCCAAGUGGAAGAAACAAGGUUACGAAAACCUCUGCUGCUUGCGCUGUAUCCAGACCCGUGAUACCAACUUCGGAACCAACUGCAUCUGUCGAGUGCCGAAAAGCAAGCUGGAAGUGGGAAGAAUCAUUGAGUGUACUCAUUGUGGAUGCAGAGGCUGCUCUGGAUGAAGCUUUUUAAAGUAACCUUACCCUUUUGAAGGGUUCUCAAAUUGCGGACUGUACACCAAUGACUGUUCAUAAGAGCUACAAUUCUGUCUUUCAUGAAAACCCUGCAGUGAGUGGAUCUCCUUAGCAGCUGGACAAUGCAGCAGCCCAAACAGUUAAUGCAGUAGUGUGUGUUAGCUCAUCUGUGUAACCAUUUUAUUUUAAAAUAAAGCCUUGCCUGACCAAAGCAGGUGAGAGGAACAGUU